Messenger RNA from Dujonia railenensis, 8208 nucleotides. The record is from the annotation of a GenBank genome assembly. NCBI's taxonomy places the organism in Eukaryota, Fungi, Ascomycota, Pichiomycetes, Serinales, Debaryomycetaceae.
AUGGUUGUCUCUCAUCAUCGUAGCUUGAAGACGCUACCGUCCGCGAACAUCACAAACAAUAGCGACGAUGAAGACAAUGAUUACAAAUUCGACUUUACGUCAUUCCCAACCAUUGCAGACCCCGAGCAGAACAAAGGUCAGACUUUAUCGCAUAUGAUAACUAGCACACUAAGAAAAGUUACCAACAAUGCCAGCAAUUUAGUACAUAAUUAUUCCAAGGUGUCCAAUGAGGAUAGAACAAAUGAUUCAAUGCAACAAACAGAAGACGAAAUCGAUGAAAAUGCCAUCAAUCGCAACUUGGAGAGUAACAAUAACAAAAGCAUAGCUGUAGGCAGCGGCGGCGAUGAGAGUGAAAGAAUUGAGAAUGUCUCAGCUGUGAGGUCCCAUAUUCCAAUGAUAAAAUCAAGCCUGGCUAGCAAUAAAAAGUCAGUAAGCUUCCCUGUUAGUCUGCUGAGAACAUCCAAUUUAAUAGCCAAUUCAAGUGGGGAAGGGACAGUACUAAUAGGUGAUGUAGGCAAUAGCCCCGAACUCAGCUCUGGAUCUGAAACUGUACUUAAGUCUGGACUGGGACCAGGAGCUGCAACCAGUUUAACUAUUGGUGAGUCUACGGUAGGAUCUGGGUCGGGGAACGAGCCUAUGGCCAAAGAGAACCCUGGAAAAUCUGCACCCCAGCAACUCCAAGGUUUGCCUAUACCAUCUUCUUCCAAUUCUAACUCUGAUGACUUGAAAAGUUUACGAUCGUUUAUGUCGACGACGUCAAUUAAUACAGAAAGAGCUGCUACAGAGUCACCACCUCCCAGUUCAGCUGCAACUCCUACUCCACCACCAUCUAGCCAGGGCCAGCAUAGCGCUCGGCCGUACAUUACUCCACGUAUUACUCCCAGAGUGCAUUCCAAUAGCAAAACAUUAAGCUUGUCUACUUUGUCUAUUCCCCGGCUUCAACCCACAUCCAGCACAACUGACACAUUGAUCAAUAUAAAUGCUUCUGGUGUAAGCGAGGCAAUACGACCCAGUUCAUCUGCUACAUCUUCUACAAGCCCUCCCAAAAUCAGUAAGAAGACAAGAAGGAAUGAAUCUGCUCCAAUUGGCACGCAGUCGAAACAGGCUAAAACUCAAAAUCCAAAAAUUGACAGUCAAGAUUCUUUACAGAAUAGAAUAUCUUCGAUCUUCAAUAAUUUACCAAAUGACAUUGAGCUAUCGGAUGAUGAUUCGACUUCUGAAACUGAAACUAUAAAUAAUCAAAGUUUCUUGAUAUCCCCUCAAAGGCAAAAUUCCAAGAAACAAUCUCCGAAGAACAGAAAGGGUACAUCAUCAAGUCAUAAUAGUAAUACUCCCACUGGCAGUGGCACUCACCCUGCAAAGAAGAAUUCCCACGGACAUCUUUCUUCGGUGAUAUUCGACAACGCCAAAUCAAUCAUUAAUAAUGGUAUAAACAAUGUUGUGAGCUCGUCAUCGAACUCCAUAAUUUCAGGAAGAAAAGAAAAGAGGCAGAAGAAAAAGAAGCCCAAGAAGGCUUCUGAUAAUCCAUUAAAAAACGGUGGUAUCCCAAGAUUCUAUUGGAUGAAUGAUUCCUUCGUAUCUGACUGCUUGAACUGUUUCAAGCCAUUUACUGCCUUCAGAAGAAAACAUCAUUGUAGAUUUUGCGGUCAAAUUUUUUGCAAUGAUUGUACUUUAUUUAUAUCAUACUCACAGCAUAAAGAAGAAAGAAAGAAAGAGAAAUUAGGUGCAGUUGUACCUUCUAACACUGCAAAGAAAAAUUACCCUGAUAAAUUAAGAGUUUGUAAACCAUGCUACAGUGAUGUUAUAGUUUAUCUUAGUGACGACUCUUCUUCAUCCUCGGAUGAAAACUCUGAUUCAGAAGAUGUCAAAGCAGAUACGUCUUACGUAAAAUCUUCGACACCGGUGGGUCAGACUAUUCCAGAAAUAGAAGGUGGAAGCUUUGAAGAUUCCAAUUUAGUACAUCCUCUUUCAAGAAUCCGAUCUCGUUCUACUAAUUCCAGGAGAAAUAGCAUGAUUGUUGAGAACGCGUAUAAUAAGGGCUUUUUGGCUUCAGGGGCCCCUUCAGAAUUUUCUGAUACUUGGUCUCCUUCAAAGCAAAAAAGACUACCUAAUUCGAAUGGAAAUAAUGGUAUUCCGAUGACCCCUGAAGUGGCAAAUGGAAAGGCCUUACCUGGUCAAGGUCUACUUAUGGCAAUUCCAACGACUAGAAAAGGAGAAUCUGUCGAAAUACCUAUGCCAAUUGGUAGUUAUAGUAGUACUAUACUUGGAGGAGGUCAAUCAACGACAAGCUUAACGGGGGGUAAUGUGAAUGGAAACCUCCUGGCUACCCCCACAAAUAUAUCUACUACUAUUAAUAGUAAAGCAUGGUUGAAAAAUUAUACUUACAAUCGCAGUAACCCUGCUCAAAAUCAGGCGGUUAACAAUAAGGGAAAUAAUUUAGACAACCUAAGUCACAUUUACUCAAAUUUUAUAAAGAAAAAGUCCAACCCGAAACUUCAUGAAGCAGAUGAUCAGAAUCACAAAGGCGAUGAAGCUAACUUUGACUCUGAUAAAAGCUCAGAUGAACCUGACGUCGAGAGUGAUAAUGAAGAUGAACAAGUCAUGUCGUUGUAUACUUCGCUCAAUCAUCACAAUGGAGGUGUUACUGUGCCCACUGUUCCUACAUUAUCAAAUACGGGUAUUAUAGGAAGCAGCUCCUCACUCACUUCAAGAGUCCCCAGUGGCCAGUUCCAGGCCCUAAACCCAAACUCAAAUGGCAUGCCUUUGAAUGUUGUGGUGCCGACAUUGGGAGAAUUUCCGCUGAUGUCUGGUGGAAGCGAGAAUAGAUUCCCAAGACGACAAAUGCUCCAAUCUGGAAAUGUGAACCUUUCUGCCAGUGAUGGUAAUCACAAUGAAACCAGUAAUGAUACACUGGUUCUUUCGAAGCUCUUUCAGAGCAGCCAAUCAACUGAAAAUAGAAAGGGUGACAUUUUAAGCGGAGAAGGAAAGUCUAUAUCAUUUAUCGAGGACAGGCCCAAGUCUGAUAUAAGAUCUCACGAAAGAGCCCAUGCUUCAUUGCUUAGAAUGAGAUCUCGUAGAAAAAGUAAAUCCGUUAGAACUGUUCUGUUACUAACUCACCAAAACAAUAGUAACAAUAAUUCUAGCUUUUCCAACAAUAAUUUUAACACAAGUGGAAGCGGUAGACUACCAAAAAUUGAUACUUCCUUUAAUGCACAUUUUGCAUCUAAUUCACCUAGCUCAACACCAAUUUCUCCAACACCAAAUUUCAACUCGAGUACAAGUUUAAGUCAACAAAGAUCAAACGAAGUUGCUAACGCAAACAGCUCGUUGAAUUUGUUCAGCCCAGCACAAGUGCUGCUGCUGCUGGUUAUCAAAAGGACUGGAUCUGCAGAAGAAAUGAUGCCCGUUACUCCAAUUUUAAGUCAUGCUAGUAGAACAAGUGGUGAAUUUGAGAAUGAUAUGAUAUUGGAUGAUUCUAUAUAUAAGUUUGAGCCACUUAGAGAUGAAGAUGAUGGAGAAAGGAAUGACAUCGAUGGAUUCAUUACAACUGGAGAUUUUAAUAGUUCUGUCGUUCACUUUGAGUCUCCUUACAAGUCAAAUGAAAGUAUUUAUGAAGAAUUCUUGAAUAAUAUUUUCGUUCAGUACCUUGAUGAUUCAGGCAUGAAAGAAAAUCAAGAUAGAUGGUCAACUACAAUCAGCAAAUUAUUUUGUUCCGUCGAUAAAAUAAAGAUCACUGACACUUUAGAUACGAAGCAGUACAUUAAAAUAAGAAGAUUGCUUGGAGGUAAAAUUGAAGACUCCAAAAUAGUAGACGGAAUUUUUUGGACAAAAAAUAUCGACUCGAAAAAGAUGUUAAGCUCUAUCGAAAAUCCAAAAAUUGCUUUAUUGAUGUUCCCAAUUGAGUACCUCAAACAAAAAGAACAAUUUAUCAGUUUAAGAAUUGUCCACUCUCAACAAGAUGUGUACGUCACAAACUUAGUGUCUCGUUUGAUCUCUUUGGAGCCCGAUGUCAUUGUUGUGGGAGAUACUGUAUGUGGUUUGGCCGAACAGUUAUUAGAAGAAGCAGGUAUUACAGUUAUUUCUAAUACCAAGCCCCAAGUUAUAGAAAGAAUAUCUCGGUAUACAAAAACCGAUAUUUUCCAAUCAGUGAAUGACUUAUUUUUUAAAAAAGGAUCACUUGGUACUUGUAAAAAGCUAGAGGUCAAAAAAUACUUAUAUCAAAACAUUAUAAAGAGUUUUGUGUUUUUCACUGGAAACGACAUAUCCUCAGGAUUUACUAUGGCACUCAGAGGAGGAGAUGCAUCAACAUUAAGAGUAGUCAAAAAUGCAACUGAGAGUACAAUACCAGUAAGAUUAAAUGCAAAGUUCGAAAAAGGUUUAUUCGAAGAUCAUUACUUAAUAUUUAGAGACUUUGGUUAUCAUACCGAGCAGAUUGUCCAAACUUUGAAUGAUUUAAAAUCAAUUAAGAAAUUAUUUGAAGAAAAUCCAGAGAACAGUAAGCUAACUCUUGAUGAUUCUGAGAAAGAGGGCUAUAACGAACUCACUUCUGAUCCUGAAGAUCUAAGUUCAGAUCCUUCUUCAAUUUCUGAAAAUACUAAAGUAAUUGUUCCGUAUGCACCACUUGAGAAGGACCUAUCCGAGCUAUUGAAUUAUAACACCGAAAUAUCUAAGUUCGUUUCACAAUUUGAUGAGAGAAUAAUUGCAUCUUCCCCAGCAGUAAAGCUUUUACUUCCUGCAUCACUUACGAACUUAGUUGAAUCGUACAAAGUGCUUGCUAUUUUUUACUACAAAUUCAAACAAAUUCAAAAUGCACAAUCAAUUAAUGAGUUGACUAACCCAAAACUCAUAGAAGAUCAAUUUUUCAACAUACACAUUGAUCUUGAUAAGCUCCCAUAUAAGGAGACGGACUUACUCAAGAUAUUGAAAUACAGAUCUUCCAUUUACUUGAAAACAUUGAAAACAAACUUUCAAUCACGAUGGAGAUUAUGGUCAAACAAUAUGAGCAGUAUCACGUUGGAUCCACAAAAAAGAAAUAAUAUAUACGUAUUAAAUUCUACUGUGUCUAUAAAGUAUGCUACUCCGUGCUAUGGUCCGGUUUUGGUAGUUACGGAUAAUUAUACUGAAAAUGACUUAUGUUUAGGACUAUUUUUGGACAAGAUUUUCACGGAAGCUUCCAAAGUAUGCUCAGAAUGUGGUGAUACCUAUUUGAAUCAUUAUAGGACCUAUAGUCAUGGAAACGGUAAGCUUGAUAUGAUAUUGGAACAGAUACAGGACAAUAUCACUGCAAACGUAUACAGACAUGAUCAUACCCCGCUUUCAUCUUCUAAUCCUGCGGACAGUCCAUCAAGUGACAGUAAGCGUUACAUGUGGAGUUAUUGUACUAUUUGCAAUUCAGCGACUCCAGUUGUUGCGAUGUCAGAUGAAACGUUCUACUUAUCAAUUGGAAAAUUUUUCGAGUUAUGCUUUUGGGGGACAGGCGUUAUUAUUAAUUCCCAUGAAUGUGGUCAUGAUUUCUUUAAGCAUCAUGUUAGAUAUUUUGGCUACAAAGACUUGGCAAUAAAAAUGGUUUACAGCCCAAUUGAUACAUAUGAAGUCAUAGUACCCAAAAAGCAACUAGAAUACCUGCCUGAUAUCGACAUUCAGUUAAAAAUUGAUUCCCUUGACUUAAUCAGGAAGAAGAGUAGUAGUUUCUUUUCGAGUAUCUCUAAUAGGUUAAACAGAGUGAAAAUAGAUGCGGCUGAUAAGGUUGAUGAUGGUCUUAGAAAGAUCGAAGAACUUAAGGCAUUAUUAGAUGAACAAGUUGAGCAAAUUGAGAAAAAGACAUUGGAGAUUUAUAAUUCAACUUUACCUUCAAUUCACCUACCGAUGAACUCGGUUUUGAGAAAUUUACAGGAGCUAGGAGUUGUUUGGGAUAAUGAAUUUGUUGAAUUUGAAAAAGAUUUCUUACCAAGUGAAAAUGAAAUAGCAAGAAUAACUCAAUUUCACCUUAGGAAAUAUUUGAUAGACUUGAGGAAUGAAGUGAAAAAAGAAGAAGGCGAAGAACGGAAGGAGGUUAAUUCUAAAGAAGAGAAUGGAAUCAACGAAAAGAGUGAUACUAAAGUUCAAGAAGUUGCAGCUGAAGCAGAGUUGCCUAAGGAUGCAGAUUCGCAGAUUAAAACUCUAGAAAAUGAUCCAGAAAUUAAAUCUAGCUCACAGACUUCGAUGCCAAAACCCAAUGAGGAGGACUCUUCUACUUCCAAUGCCACUCGGUCGUCGCCAGAACUUCGGAAACAGAUUAGCAAAAUGAUUCCUUCUUCGCUUCUCACUGUCAACAAUCCACUGCCCUCUGUUAUGGAAAAGAUUCAUAAGAUGGAAGCAUUGUUGGAAUAUGAAAGGAAAGAUGGUCCGGUUCAGUCUCCAACGAAGAUACAACCCACUGUCUCUAGGCAGCAAUCCUCACUAGCCCCAAAAUCACCUUUAAAGAAAAUUGUACUUAGUAAUAAGCUGUCGGAGACAUCCCUUAUUACUAAUAAUAGUAAAGAUGCUCAAAAUCCUGCUUCAUCAAUGAACCCUCCUAACAAAGUACACAAUUUAGCAAACUUCUUUGAUCAAUUACACUUUGAACAAAUUUCAGCUGAAUUCAAGAAACAAAGAGAAAGGGAAUUACAGAAGAAAAUGAAUAGGUAUAAGGCAUUUCCGGUAGUAGCGUCCAAGCCUAUCGUUGAAAUUUAUAACAAGAUUGAAGACGCUGUGGAUGUUGAAGACAAAAGGGAUGCCAGCGAGUCUCGGAGACAUAGGGAGAAAGUUUUGUCUGGUGAAGACACAGGUAGUACAAACGAAUCUUACAAGGGCCCUGCUACUUUGAAUGGAAAAUAUAACAUUGCUGAUGAACAUGAUAGUACGUCUACAAAUGCGCUGAAUAAUAAAUUGCCCAGCUCUGACAUUCCGCAGCCAGAAAAGAAUUCACUUUUGAAGAAUCUAUCAAGCUUCUGGGCUGAUAGAUCAGCAACUCUUUGGGAACCUUUAGACUACCCUCUUUGUUCCUCUGAACAUACCUUUGCAGACUCCGAUGUGAUUGUUAGAGAAGAUGAGCCUUCCUCUUUGAUAGCUUUUUGUUUAUCAUCGACUGAUUACAAACAAAAACUUCAGUCUAUGUCAGAGUAUGAUCAAAAUCAAAAGGGUGGAGGAGCAACUGGCAACAAUGGUGCUGGUGGAGUUACCGUGAUUUCUAACGCAAUAAAUAGCAAAAAAGCAGCUCAAUUUGCUAGCAUUGAAAAGAAAUUUAAAAAGAAUAACUCAUCAGUACCAGGUGAGCUAGAGGAUAUUAUGAACAGAUUUUCGACUACACAUUUAAAGUACCAGUAUCUUGAUGGCCAGACAGCACUUUCUUGUAAGAUCUUCUAUUCCGAACAGUUUGAAGCUUUCCGUAAAGCCUGUGGGAAUGAAGACAGCUUCAUUCAAAGUUUAUCAAGAUGCGUUAAGUGGGAUUCCAGCGGAGGGAAAUCGGGAUCCUCCUUUUUGAAGACUUUGGAUAAUAGAUAUAUUGUUAAAGAGUUGUCCAAACAAGAAUUAGAAUCAUUCGUGGCUAUUGCCCCUUUCUACUUCAAGUACAUGUCUCAAUCUAUGUUCAAUACAUUAACCACUGCAAUCGCUAAGAUCUUCGGAUUUUAUCAAAUUCAUAUCAGAAACCCAACAACAGGGAAAAACUUUAAGAUGGAUUUCUUGAUUAUGGAGAAUUUGUUUUAUAAUAAGAAAACUACAAGAAUAUUUGAUUUGAAGGGAUCUAUGCGUAAUCGCCAUGUCCAGCAGACAGGCAAAGAAAAUGAAGUGUUGCUAGAUGAAAACAUGAUUGAGUACAUAUAUGAAUCGCCAGUUUUUGUCAGAGACCAUUCCAAGAAAUUAUUAAGAGGCUCAUUAUUUAAUGAUACUGCCUUCUUAUCUGCGAUGGACGUCAUGGAUUACUCUCUAGUGAUUGGAAUUGUUGAUGAAAACGACGAACAUGGGAAUAGCGACCCUAAUAAGAAGCAACUUUACGUUGGAAUUAUCGAUUGUAUUAGGACCUUUACCUGGGACAAAAAGGUAGAAAACUGGGUAAAAGGUACGAACUUGAUAGGUGGGAAGAAAGGGAAAGAUCCCACGAUUGUUACUCCAAAGCAGUAUCGUACAAGAUUUAGAGAGGCUAUGGAGAGGUAUAUUUUAGAAGUUCCAGAUUGUUGGUAUAACUUUUAG